AUGGAUAGUUCCCUCGAAAUACGGCGGAAGCAAGCUUUCGCAGAGCUCAAACCCCGGUGUAUAGCCGUCAGUCAAAUCGUUCUCCGAUCCGAAAUCGAUCCUCAAAGGUCUCGUCAACUCGUAGAAGCACUCGAAAGUCUUUUACAAUGUAUCACAAAGCUCGGCGAGGUGGAAGGGUUAAUAAACCCGGCGACUGGAGACUACAUAUUCUUCCCGUUAUCACACAUAUUCGGUCGACAACAGAUGUUUAUCGAUAGAGCAAUCGACCUGAGUUUACAAUGUGUAAAUGUUCUGUUGUUGAAAUGCUGGAAUGUGAAUAUCACGGGAGAACUGGCGAAGCAGUUGAUGAUUAUGGUUGCUUUCAUAAUUGGUGGUCCGCCUGAUGGGAGUAAACCGUCGAGGGCGUCCGAAGAAACGAAACUGGCAGCUACGAAGUGCCUUGAGAGCCUUUUUGCAGCGGUUACGAGGUCUACAGCUGCUAGGAAUCAGUUCGCGUUAAUCGAAAUGGCACCGUCAUUAGGUCAUUCCCUUACGGUAUUGCUGGAUAUCAUCCCAGCGACAUCAUUCACAGACCUUCAAGUGGCCGCUAGCAGCGCCGUUCACCAUCUCUUUACUGGAUGUAUCAGUGACGACGAUAUCCUCGCAAGCUUUCUACCUGGUACCGUAUCCACGCUUUGCAAAUUCCUAGAUCCCCGGAACAGCGGAUCUCAAAAAUCCAAAGCUCUAGUAAAAGCAAUCGACACAUUGUCAGACGUAAUAAGACUCGUCCUAAUGGAUAUCAAAACGUCCAAUCUACCAACAUCAAAUGGAAUGAGUGGUGGAGCCCUUAACAGCGAUUCUAUUACAACAAUACGAACACAAUCCUGGCUCCAUGGUACUUCGGAACAAGUAAGGAUGGGACUUACGGGCGUAUGCGCUUUACGAAAGCACAGGAUGUUGAAUGUCAAAAAGUCGCUCCUAAAGUUAUGUCAGGCGAUAGCACGAGACUGUCCCCAGUCUUUAGAAUCCACUCUACCCGUCGUAAUCGAAACAUUAGUCAGUUUAUCAGCAGACAAAGAAGAGACAUUUGCUUCGCAGGCCCAGGAAACCCUCACGACCCUCGCUGGGUAUAACGAUAAAAUAACCCAAGUUCUACAGAAGAGUCUCCACGGCUGGAUCUUAUCCCUUCCUCGAGUCCUUCAAAACAACGAUGAAGUCAAGAAAUCACAUCUCCUACGUGAAAUCGCAGCAUCGUUCAAGAUAAUCUCGAACCUGGGCCAGACAUCCGACAUCCUAUUAGACCUCUUCUCAAGAAACAUGAAAGGCAGUAUCAUAAACCUCAGCGAAAGCAAUGCACCCACAAUAGGACCAGAGCAAAUCGUAUCCACCAUCUCACCCGCAUCAAUGGAACUCAUAAAACGAGAAGCCCAGGCCGAAGUGAUAUACCCCGCCGUAAUAAUCCCCGGAAAAGUCCAAGAAGGAACCUCAAACAAUACCUUAUCCCUCCUCCACAUGCUCGGCACCACAUCAACCGGCCUCCAACUCGUCCACGAACACGUCCGAGAAGCCAGAAUAGGCACCGACCUAAGCAAAGCAAUCUCACUAUGGAUGGCACUAAACAUCCUCCGCUCCUCCCAAUCAGAACCCUUAGACGACUUCUUCAUCACAUCAUUCACACAAAAUACCCCAAAAGCACCACAACUAACAGCAGAACUAUACUCAGUCGCUUUAUCAUCAUUAAUCAAUACCUACGACAAUCCAGAAACUCAUCCACAACUAACCUGCAUCUCCCUCGAAAUCCUUGCCUAUACAGCAACCACAAUGUCCACCUCCUUCCGUCCCGAACUCGUGGACUGUCUUUACCCCAUCGUCCACCUCUUCGGAUCCUCGGUGUAUACUAUACAACAACAUGCAAUUCUUACCCUCGAAUCACUGGCAAAAUCCUGUGGAUACCUCUCAACCCGUGACUUACUAGUCGAAAACGCAGACUACCUCGUCAACGCCGUAUCUCUCAAACUCAACAUGUUUAACAUUCAACCGCAAGCGCCACAGGUGUUAUUGAUGAUGAUCAAACUCACCGGCGCGGAGUUGGUACCAUUGUUAGAUGAUCUGGUGGUAUCAAUAUUUGCGGCAUUGGAGAAUUAUCAUGGAUAUGAAAGAUUAACAGAAAGUUUGUUUUCGGUGUUAGAAGGGAUUGUGGUUGAGAGUGCUGGAGGGGAGGAGAAGCUUAGGUUGAUUACCGAUGGGAAGGAAGUUGAGAGCGGUGAGAAGAGGAAUAGAGUGAAGAGGAAGCAUAUCAUGACGUUAGACGACGUACUAGGGGAUUUAGACAACUUGAUCCAACGGGAGAAUAAACCUCUAGUACAAGAACUCAAAGAAGAAGAAGAAGAAGAAGGGAAUACACCACAUAAACCCUGGGGUAGAAAAAAACCAGAAGAACCAUACGCCAAUAACGAAGAAGAACAAGAACAAGAAGAACCAACAGACCAAUCACCCACCAACCCGCCAGAACCAAAACCAAACCACACAUACCUAAUGAUCGAAUCAAUCACCCGUCUCUCCCAAAACUUCCUUACCUCCAAAUCCUCCUCCCUAAGGCUCCACCUCCUCCGCCUAAUCUCCACCGCAUCCCCACUACUUUCAAAACAAGAAGAUAACUUCCUACCACUAAUAAACCAACUCUGGCCCGUCAUAAUCGACAGAUUACAAGAUUCAGAACCAGCGGUAAAAAUCACUACGAUUAAUACUAUAACAAGGUUAUGUAUUGACUGCGGAGAUUUUUUAUCAUCGAGGAUUGAAGAGGUGUGGGGUGUAUUAAUUGGUAUAGCACGGAAAGCGAAGGUUGGGGUUGAUCAUGAUCAUGAUGAUGAAAGACUUAAAAGAUCAAAAAGGAACGAUGGGAAGAAACAGGUUGUUGUGGUACGCAAAAGUGUAGGUGCGGCUGUGGUGGGGGGUUAUGCAGUACACACCCAGAUUUGGGGGGCAUGUUUACAAUUGUUUGAGGCGGUGAUGGGGUAUACGAGGGUUAGUGACAGGAUAUUUGAAGAUGUGGUAGGGAUGGUGGGGAGGGAGUUUGUGAAAGAAGAAGGAGAAGGAGAAGGAGAAGAAGGGUAUACAAAGUUGAAGGAGGUUUUGGAAGAGAUGGAUGGGGAUGUGGUGUGGCUGGAGAUGGCGAGAUGGGGUGCAUAUGCGGGGGCCAAGGGGGGGAGUUUGUGGGGAGAGGUGCCUGAAAAGGUGGAGGUGGAAUUUGGGGGUGGGAAUAGGAGGGUGGUGGAGUUUGAACCUGUGGUGUUUAGAGGGUGUGGGGUGGUUGUGUGA
This is a messenger RNA of Orbilia oligospora ATCC 24927, 3297 nucleotides long. RefSeq lists its product as uncharacterized. Gene Ontology annotation, cellular component: cytoplasm. The record is from RefSeq and is a predicted model, not a curated record. Gene Ontology annotation, biological process: chromatin remodeling. The transcript has 2 exons. Bases 1 to 3297 code for a protein of 1098 amino acids. NCBI's taxonomy places the organism in Eukaryota, Fungi, Ascomycota, Orbiliomycetes, Orbiliales, Orbiliaceae.